Messenger RNA from Symbiodinium sp. CCMP2592, 924 nucleotides. The record is from the annotation of a GenBank genome assembly. NCBI's taxonomy places the organism in Eukaryota, Dinophyceae, Suessiales, Symbiodiniaceae.
AUGGCUUCCAGUUCCGUUCCUUUCAGUGUUGGUGGGCUUGCCGAGCUGCUUGUCGACGACUACGCCCAAGUCGGUGCCUCACGUGGGUCAUUUGUGGAAGUCCUAGAGAUCAUCCCACACGGCCCCACUGCAGGCGAGUCGUCCAUCAAAGUCGCCCUCGGCAUGCACGGCGCGGUUGCCUACCUACAGGAGGACGCCCUGCGGGCCCUGCCAGCGCGCCCUGCUGCGGUGCCGGAUCCACCACUUGCGAAGCUGACGUCAAGACCACCUCAAGUGCAGCAGCAGCCCGUUCCACCGCAGGUGCGGCAGCAGCCCGUGCCAGAAGCGCAGGAGCCGAUUCUGUACUUCUUGCAGGAGCCGGCUCGACUCAUAUGCCUCCGACUGGUGAGUUCGUCAGAGCUGGGCCAAGUUGCCUUCAACGCGGUGGACGCCAUGCUGGCGCUAGUUCGCCAGAGCCGAGCGGACGUGGUCCAAGUCGACAGGUACGAAGACACAUGCCCGGUUUUGGAGCAGCUCCACUCGAAAGGAAUCUGGUGCUCGGAAACCUACUCCUCGGUAGCCUCGAUUCAGUGCCCUGAUGGCAGCAUGCUGAGUGCUGUAGGGCUCGGGUCAAACAAGCAGAACCGCGCCAGGGCGGUGCACCUCUCCGUGGCGACAGCGCUGGCCCUAGAGCUUCUGAAGGGCUCCUCUCCGUCCUUGAUGGCAUCUCUACGGCAGGUGAUGCACCAUUUCCCGGUGCUAGAGAGCCUUGUGAAAGAGGCCCGACAGCUCAAAGAGCGCGCGGACCGCCCUGAUCCGGAGGUCGUGCUGCCUCCGCCUCCGACGUUGGAAGAGUGUUACGACUUCGCAAGGCAGUUCAUGGUCUUCCAUGAAGACCCAGACCUGUGGUUUAGCGUCGGCCGCAUCGGUGGCGAGAACCUUUGA